AUGUUUUUGAUCGUUGCUAUUUCAGUGCCGGGCAUUAAUAGGUUUCACGAAAAGAAAUUGAUGCGUGAGCAAAUAGUAGAGCUUGUGAAAAGCUUGUGCAAACAUAUGGAAUCGUUAGACUACAAUGAUGCAGCAGCUAUUUGCGCGGAAACCAUGCUUACAGCAGCCGAAUCAGGAAGCCAUGAUGUUGUCCUAGAAAUUGUAGAGACAUUUCCUCUUGCAGUUCAUUUUCGGAAUUCUUUAGAUCAGAACUUUCUCCACUUGGCCAUCAAGAACCGUUGUGAGAACGUAUUUAAUCUCAUGUAUAUGACCAGUAUGUGUAGAUACCAGUACGCAAAUGCAAUCGACAAUGAUGGAAACUCUAUCCUUCACUUGGCGGCGCGUUUGGCACCUUUUCACAAGCUCAAUUUAGUCUCGGGUGCAGCUCUCCAAAUGCAACGUGAAAUACAAUGGUUUCAGGAGGCUAGUAAGUUUGUUAGUUCCUAUACGAGGGGACUACAAAACUAUAGUGGCGAAACGGCUGAAAUGAUAUUUACAGAAGAACAUAGAGAACUGAAAAUAGAUGGAGAGACAUGGAUGAAAGAUACAGCUAACUCAUGUAGUAUUGCUGCAGCAUUGAUUGUUACUGUUGUGUUUGCUGCGGCUAUCACAGUUCCGGGUGGCAACCAAUCGGAUUCUGGUUAUCCGAUCCUCUAUGAAUCAAGUGCAUUCACAAUAUUUGCAGUUUCUGAUGCAGUUUCACUCUUCACAUCAUCUACUUCCCUCUUGAUGUUCUUGUCCAUCCUCACUUCGCGCUAUGCCGAGCAUGACUUUCUGUAUGCGUUGCCCAAACGACUAUCCAUUGGUCUAGUCACGCUUUUCCUUUCAAUCUUGUUUAUGAUGAUAGCCUUUAGUUCAACGUUGUAUCUAGUGUUUGGGAGGAAGAAGGCGUGGGUUCUGUUGCCGGUGGGUGCACUUACUUGUCUCCCUAUUUCUUCAUUCGUGCUAUCGCAGUUCCCACUUCUUAGGGAUGUCAUUUCUUCCACUUAUGGUCGUGGUGUCUUCGGGAAGCGAAGCAAUCGUACUCGUACAUUUCCCUAA
Messenger RNA from Salvia splendens (bonfire salvia), 1080 nucleotides. Its product is annotated as ankyrin repeat-containing protein NPR4-like. The transcript is spliced from 2 exons. The coding region runs from base 1 to 1080 and encodes 359 amino acids. Gene Ontology annotation, cellular component: membrane. The record is from RefSeq and is a predicted model, not a curated record. NCBI's taxonomy places the organism in Eukaryota, Viridiplantae, Streptophyta, Magnoliopsida, Lamiales, Lamiaceae.